AUACAGAGUUCUAUUUGUAUGACACAUAAACACAUGAUGAUGUUGAUGAUGCUAAUUAUCAUAAUCUUCAUCACCAUCAUCACCUUAAUGACCUAUCUCUGUGGAACCUCUGCAGAGAACCCAUGCCAGGUUAGCGUUUCUGGGCCGGAGCUCAUCCAGAGUGGGGAGACAGUGCACCUGCAAUGCUCCAUCUCAGCAGCCUGUGAGGACAGACCAGAGUGGGCCUGGUCAGAGUCAGCUCAACUGCCAUCCAGUUCAUACUCCCAGGAUGGCAAAACAGCCAAUCUCAGCUUCCCGGCCCUCUGGUCACAUGACGGGGUGACGUUCACCUGUAGUCCGUCAGGGAGCAAGGAUGCUUGUGUCAGCAGGAGCAUCAAGCUGACCGUGAGAUAUGCUCCGAAAGGGGUCAGUGUAUGGACGGGCAAGGCUUCGGACUCGGUCAGAGAAGGGGAGAGAAUCGGCUUUACCUGCAAAGUCCAGAGCAGCAAUCCACCAGCGUCAUACUCCUGGUACAAAGACUGGAGCCAGCUGGGCUGUACUGACCGAGAGCUCAAUCUCACAGACAUAAAACUCCAGGACACAGGCAACUACUACUGCCGUGCCACCAACCCUGUGGGUUAUAAAGAGUCCCCACACGUCCAAAUCACCGUCCACUAUGGACCCAGAGACACACGCAUUGUGGCCAGUGAGGGAGGGGUGAAGGUCGGACGGAGCCUGACUCUGACCUGCCACGCCGAGGCCCUUCCCGAGCCGAACAGGUACACCUGGUUCCACGCGCUUCCACUGACGGGUGGGUGGACCGAGGUGCCAGCGCCUUCAAACAGACCGUCUGACCGGCGAGCCCUGAACUGGGAGCAGAUCCGUGUCAGCGAUGCCGGAGAAUACAUGUGCCAGGCUGCCAACGAGAUCAGCGCUAAAAACUCCACCUCGCACCGCGUAGAUGUGCUGUGUGAGUGCUGUCUUCGGCAUCCCACUGCCUGUCCUGUAAUUACUGAAGGAGACUGGGGGGGCGGACUACGCCGAAAUCCGGAAAGAGAGGCAAAGGGGAAACAAGGGGAAUGAGGGAGAGGAAGAGGCUGUGAUGGAGGAGAGCGCUGAGGUGCCGGGGGGGGAGUCUCCUUAUUCAGUGGUGGAAUAGGCGAAGGAGAUGGUUUGGGAGUGCUCGGGAGAGGGAGGGGUGAACACAGAUAGCUUUUACGUUAAAAAAAUCACAUGUUCAAAAACCACGCGUCAAAAAUGCACACGUGAACACACAACAUGUGAAGAGUACAUGUGAACAUCAAUAAAUAAAAAGAGUAGGAAAGGGUAAUCUAUGGUAUU
Molecule: messenger RNA, 1320 nt
Organism: Conger conger (European conger)
Lineage: Eukaryota; Metazoa; Chordata; Actinopteri; Anguilliformes; Congridae
Product: B-cell receptor CD22-like
Exons: 3
Coding region: 19-1062 (347 amino acids)
Source: RefSeq, a predicted model, not a curated record